CGUGUCCACUGAUCCCUGCAUCCUGAUUGGUCGGCUCGCUGCUGCCAGUGCAGUGGUGAGAACGGGUCGUGUUGAUUUCAGAAGUCAUCAUGGCGCUCACUUCUUCACUCAAAGAGCACCGAUACAGACAUCUCAUCGACACACUAAAAGAUGGGAGCAUCAAAUUCUACAAUCCACAUAAAUUAAAUGAUCCAAGAUACGACAAGCUGCCUCUGUCCAUCCGUGUAUUACUGGAGGCAGCUAUUCGAAAGUGUGAUGGCUUUUACACGACAGAAGAAGACGUCCAGAACAUCCUGGACUGGCAGCAGCAGCAGAAUAAAGCCGAGGUGCCGUUCUCUCCUGCCCGAGUCCUCCUCCAGGACUUCACUGGUAUUCCUGCCAUGGUGGACCUGGCAGCCAUGAGGGAUGCUGUUGCCAAACAUGGUGUGGACCCCGGGCUUGUCAAUCCUAAAUGUCCCACAGACCUCAUCGUAGACCACUCUUUACAAAUUGAUUAUAGCAAAUGUGCCAUACAGAAUGCUCCAAACCCUGGUGGAGGAGACGGUCCCAACCAGGCUCCAUCUCGUUCCACAUCCUCUAGACCUCCGUCCAGAGGAGGCUCGCAGUGUGGGAGCCAGCGGGGCUCCUGUAGUAAAGCUGCCUGCAGCGACCCCCCAGCCUCCCCGGGUCGACCUCCAGCUUCUGUCCAACAGAUUGAGAAUACUCCUCUCCUGUGUCCUUUCCACCUGAAGCCUGUCUCUGAACAUGACACAGCUCUGAAGAAUCAGGAAAUGGAACUCAUCAGAAACAAAGAGAGGCUUCAGUUCAUUAAGUGGUGUUCAAAAGCCUUUAAGAACGUGAACGUGGUUCCUCCGGAUGUUGGUGCAGUCCACCAGGUGAAUCUGGAGUACCUCUCCAGAGUGGUCCAGGUCAGCGAUGGUUUCAUCUACCCUGACAGCGUAGUGGGAACUGACUCACACACUACCAUGAUCAACGGGCUGGGCAUCUUAGGCUGGGGUGUUGGUGGAAUCGAGUCUGAAGCUGUGAUGCUCGGUCAGCCAGUGUCUCUAACCCUUCCUGAGGUGGUGGGCUGUAAACUGGUGGGCUCUAUCAACCCUCUAACAACGUCCAUAGACAUUGUCCUCGGCAUCACAAAGCACUUACGUCAAGCUGGGAUCGCUGGAAAGUUUGUGGAGUUUUUUGGCCCUGGUGUCUCCCAGCUGUCGGCUCCUGACCGAACCACCAUCGCCAACAUGUGCCCAGAGUACAACGCUACAGUGAGCUUCUUCCCUGUCGACCAAGUCACACUAACGCACUUUAAAAAAACAAACUUUACAGAGGAAAAACUUGAACUGCUGGAGUCUUACAUGAAGGCUGUAAAACUUUUCAGAAGCUAUGAAGACGCCUCAGAAGACCCCAUGUAUUCGGAGGUGAUAGAGAUCAACCUGAGCUCCAUGGCACCCUAUGUGAGCGGACCCAAGCGGCCUCAGGACAGAGUGGCAGUCAGCAGCAUGAAAGAAGACUUCCAGAGCUGUCUUGAUGAGAAGGUUGGCUUCAAAGGCUUCCACAUCUCGAAGGAGAAGCAGGACCUGCAGGUUCCUUUCCUGCACUGUGGUCAGGAGUAUCAGCUGGCACACGGCUCGGUGGUCAUCGCUGCCGUCAUCAGCUGCACCAACAACUGCAACCCGUCUGUCAUGCUGACUGCAGGUCUACUGGCCAAGAAGGCCGUGGAGGCGGGACUUGUUGUAAAGCCUUAUAUUAGGACCAGCCUGGCUCCUGGAAGUGGCAUGGUCACUCACUACCUCAGUACCAGCGGAGUCCUGCCUUACUUUAACCAGCUCGGGUUUGAGGUCAUCGGUUAUGGCUGUGCCACCUGUGUAGGGAACACGGCUCCGUUACCUGAGGCCGUUGUGGAUGCAAUCAAACAGGGGGACCUGGUGGCCUGCGGUGUGUUAUCUGGUAACAGGCACUUUGAGGGACGCCUGUGUGACUGCGUGCGUGCCAACUACCUGGCCUCUCCUCCGCUGGUUGUAGCUUAUGCUCUCGCUGGCACUGUGGGAAUCGACUUUGAGAAAGAGCCUCUGGGCGUGACCUCAGAGGGGAAGGAGGUGUAUCUACGUGACAUCUGGCCAUCCAGGGAGGAGGUCCAACAGACCGAAGAGGACACAGUCAUCUCUUCUAUUUUUAAGGAUCUCAGGGGAAGGAUGAAGCAAGGGAACACGUUUUGGAACAACAUCGACUGUCCAGAUUCAGUGACUUUCCCCUGGGACCACAAGUCCACAUAUAUCCGUUCACCGUCUUUCUUCAACAAGAUGAGUAAAGAAGUGUCACAUCCUCAGUCGAUAGAGAACGCUCACGUCUUACUGUUCCUCGGGGACAAAGUGACAACAGACCACAUCUCACCUGCCGGCAGCAUCGCCCGGGUCAGCGCCGCCGCCAAGUACCUGCUGAGCAAACGCCUGACACCACGGGAGUUUAACUCAUACGGCGCUCGCAGAGGGAACGACGCGGUGAUGACCAGAGGCACGUUCGCCAGCAUCAAGCUCCAAAAUCGCUUCUUCGGCAAACCAGGCCCUAAGACUUUGCACAUUCCUUCAAGCCAGACACUGGACGUCUACGAAGCAGCGGAACGCUACCAGAGAGACGGCAUUCCCCUCAUCAUCCUGGCAGGAAAGGACUACGGCUCUGGAAACUCCAGGGACUGGGUGGCCAAAGGACCAUACCUGCUGGGGGUACGAGCGGUCAUCGCUGAGAGCUUUGAGAAACUGCACAAGAACCAGCUGGUGGGAAUGGGCAUCAUGCCGCUGGAGUUCCAGCCCGGACAGAAUGCUGACUCACUGGAGCUCACUGGGAAGGAGAGGUUCACCAUCACCCUGCCAGAGAGCCUGAGUCCAAAGCAGCAGCUCACUGUCAAGACAAGCCAGGGAAAGUCCUUCCUCGUCACCGCACAGUUCGACACAGAGAUGGAAGUUAUAUUUUUCAGACAUGGAGGUCUUCUUAAAUACGUUGCUCGGACUUUGCUCUGAAACAGCCUGAAGUCCACGGAUUGUGCCCCCAAACAACAAACAGCAGCACUCAUCACUUCAACAGUCAGUUCUUCAGCAUGGAUGAAAGAACAGCUGAGUGGAGCGACUCGGAGACAUCAGUUCUCGGACCUGUAGCUAAACAGCUUCAUCAUCCCUCACUACACACGGCGGGUUCAGGAUCUCUCCUCACAGUACAGACUAAACAGGCGCAGGAGGACGAGGUGACGUUAGCUCGAGGAGGAGACUCACUCGGCCGUGUGCGACCUUUCAACAGUGUUUUUGUGUUUGAUCGUUGGAGACAGGAUCUGUACGGAGGGAGAACGUCUCCUCUGGACUGGACUCUGUUUCUGCGUCUCUUGUCAUUAAACUACAAAACAACUCUGCCUAGUGAGGCUAACAUGGUGCUAGGUACUACAGCAUGAAUACAUUGUUUUUAGGAUGCAGUAACGCCUGUUUUCCAAACAUCCACGUCAAGUUAAACUUUGUGAAUUUCAAACAUUUGCAGGAUUGAUGUCAGCUUAUUGUGGCCAAACAAUCAUAUGUAAAUUAUUCUUGUGUUUUUGUUCGUAUUUCUUUAAUCUAAUGGCCUUCUGCAAAAUACAAACGUCUCUCAAUACACUCGUUUUUUUCUUACGUGCGAAAUGUGAAGUCCUUUCUUUUUUCUUUUUGCUGCUGUUUCUUGUAUCAAAAAGCUCAAAGAUGUCUCCUACAACUGACGAAAGUCUCUGCGUCACAUUAAAGCUGAGUUACAAAAAUUU
Notolabrus celidotus (New Zealand spotty) is the source of this 3763-nucleotide messenger RNA. RefSeq names its product iron-responsive element binding protein 2 (gene ireb2). Lineage: Eukaryota; Metazoa; Chordata; Actinopteri; Labriformes; Labridae. Gene Ontology annotation, molecular function: aconitate hydratase activity; 4 iron, 4 sulfur cluster binding; iron-responsive element binding. Gene Ontology annotation, cellular component: cytosol; mitochondrion. The record is from RefSeq and is a predicted model, not a curated record. The transcript has 22 exons. Gene Ontology annotation, biological process: tricarboxylic acid cycle; citrate metabolic process. The coding region runs from base 90 to 3005 and encodes 971 amino acids.